UAUCUACCCAUUGCAUUAUCUCCUUUUCUGGUUUCGUUUUUAUCUCACAUGAAAAGCAGUUAGUGCACAAUAACGGUCACUUCUGAUCAGCGUCUCUCUUUCUCUCCAUUUUGCAUUCUCCAUCUUCACUCCAAAGCAAUACUUUCUUCUGCUCUUCCAUCAAGCCAGACCAGGUUUGUCUUGAAUGUCUUAAAUGUGAAAAGAAAUGGACAAGGUUUACGAAGAGCUCGAUGAAGCAAAAGCAGAAAUAGAAGAACUGAAGGCAGAACUUAGAACCAAGACAGAUUUGCUUGAGAACUUGAAGAAAUCCCAUAAUGCACAGAUCAAACAGAUACAGGAAGCAAAGUGCAAAGCUGAGAAGCUGGACCAAAAGCUGCUUCAACAGGAAGAUGAGAUCUCUGAGACAAAGCUAGAAUGUGAAGAUCUCAAAGGGAAUUUGAAUAGAAAGGAGACAAUAAUCAAACAUCUCAGUGCUGCAAAUGAUAAACUUCGAGCGGAUUGUGAUGACAAGUUGAAAAAGUUGGAAGAAGAAAAAAGAGGGCUGGUGUUGGCCUUAGAGGAGGCAAAUGAGAAGACACAGAACCAGGAACAACAGAUUUAUAUGUGCAAACAAGAUAUUGAAAGACUGAAAGGUUGCCUUUUGGUUUCAAAGGAGAAGUGUUUGGAAUCAGAGAAAAAAAACAGAGUAUCCAAAGAACUAAGAGAAAGAGAUGACAUGCUCCAGAAAUUAGAGGAGGAAAGCAGGAAGGUGGAAGAUCAAUUAAAAUGGAAGAAGGAACAGUUUAAGCAUCUAGAAGAAGCACAUGAUAGACUUCGACUGCAGUUUAAGUCUUGCAAGAAGGAGUGGGAGAUGGAACAAUGUACAUUGAUAGAUGAGAUUUCUUCACUUCAGACAAGGUUAGACUCUCAGACCAGAAUAUCAGAGGAUUUACAACACCAGAUACACACUUGCCACCAAGCUCUUGCUCAUGUAGAAAGCCAGAAAAAGCGGCUGGAAGUUGAAGUUUCUAAUCUUAAGGUGCAGCUUGACGAUGCUAGUAAUGAGUACCAGGAUUCUAGGUUACAACUAGAUUGCUUAAACACUGACCGUGACAAAGAUAUUGCGGAUUUGAGAUAUUUGCUAAAAACAAAAGAGGCAUAUAAUAAAGAGUCAAAAUACAGAAUUGAUAAGCUAGAGCAAGAAAAUCAAGAGCUGCGGAUGUCCCUCAAAGAACUCCAGGAAGCUCAAAUUCAAGAGGCAGGAGCUUCAUAUUCGCAGUCAAAGUUACGGUCCAGGCUCAGAAGUUUGGAACACACUCAUAGAGAGUGUUCCUCUAAUUUAAAGGCUAAAGAAGCUGAGUGGAACUUGAUGCUAAAACAGUUGACAGAAGACCUGAAUAGGUGUCAAUCUGAGUUGGAAACGAAAAUUGAAGCAGUUGAAGGCCUCCAGAUGGAACUAGAAAGGUCUCAUUCUUUAUCCAUUGAGAUGAAGUUGUUGAAUGAGGAGAUGUCUGUGAUGCUGUUAGUGUUGAAACAGGGAAUUUCUGAGGCUCAUUUGAAGCAUGUUAGUGGUAAGGAUGAGAUGGACCUCAUCAACGAAGCGAGAGAAGAGGAGAUUUUUCAACUGAUGAAACAGUUGGAGAUGAAAGAUGCUGCUUUGAUGAGUGCCCAGAAAAGCCUAAAUGAAGAACGUGAGAUAGCAGCAUGUUUUAGAGAGGGUGAGUGUAAUGGAUUCAACAAUGAACUACUGCAAACUGAACUGGAUAGGCACAAGGUUUUGCAAAAUGAACUGCAAACUGAACUGGAUAGGCACAAGGUCUUGCAAAAUGAACUGCAAAAUGAGCUGGAGGAAUCAACCACGAGUCAGCUGAUUCUCAAAGAGAAGGUUUUGCAUAUGGAAUGUAACUUUAAAGAACAGCUUAAAGAGGUUCAUGAUGCUUUAGACAGUGUAAUCAUUGAAUUGGAUGAGACAAUAUGUGAAAGAAAUGAAGUGGAAUUUGAAUUGCAAAUAUGGAAGCCAAUUGUUGAGCGCUUGAAGAAUGAACUAGAAGAAAAUCAUGUGGUGCGUAGAGAACUGGAAACUUCACUUCUUGUACAAGUAGACUUUGGCGAAAGCCUCAAGCAAGAGAAAGACAACUUGGUUUAUAUGUUAGAAGAGAAAGAGAGGAGCCUAAAUUAUCUGCAACAACAAGUUGAGCUAUUGGAACAUGAACUAAGAGCGAGGGAGGAAUCAGCAGGGUCCUUUGAAUCUGAUAAUGUCAGAUAUCUCCAGAUGAUAGCGGAAAAGGACAAGAUUCUAGAAGAGCUCCAGAAAGAAUUUGAAAAAACUGUGAUUGAGAAAGGCACAAUAGAAAGAACCUUUGAGGAUGAGAAAAAUAAUCUUGUCCUGCUUAUGAAAGGAAAAGACAAGAGAAUGGAUGAACUUAUGCAGCAAGUGGAGCAAUUGAGUGCUAAACAAGCCAAAGUAAUGGAGUUGAAUGAUGAAAUGGUGACUAAGCUAAGAAAUUCAGAUUCUUUGCUUCAGAAACUCAAGAUGGAGAAUGGAAAAUUGCUUGAAAAUGCUACGGGACUGUCAUCAGAAAGGGAAAGCUUGUUAGCUUUUAUUCAGGGAUUCAGUGACAAAAUCAAUGAGUUAUCUGCUGAAGACACUCUAUUAAUGGACAUGUUGAGAAGCAUGGUGCAGUCUUUUGAGAAUGGUUGUCCAGUAAUGAAUUUGAAAACAGAUGGUGCUUUUCACGUAAAGGAGAAUAUAUUUAUUCAGUCUCCCACGAGAAUGAAGAAACUUGAAGCCAAUUCUGAUACUAGAUCACCAUUCAAGGAGCUAAAUUUGUUAGAAGAAUAGGAAUGUGUUUGUAUUUUCAGCAAAAAAAGGUCAUCAUGAUCAUUCUUUGUCUUGUAUUUCCGACAAAAAGAUCAUGCAGUUACUUGACCAUUCUUUGGAUUGUAUAUGGCAUUUAUUUAUUUGUAUUUCCUUCUUUGUUUACCCUUUUUUUUUCUCAAUACAGAUGUUCGUU
Molecule: messenger RNA, 2993 nt
Organism: Vigna unguiculata (cowpea)
Lineage: Eukaryota; Viridiplantae; Streptophyta; Magnoliopsida; Fabales; Fabaceae
Product: basic helix loop helix (bHLH) DNA-binding superfamily protein
Source: RefSeq, a predicted model, not a curated record